UUCUCGGCCGAGCCUAUCCUAACCCAAGUAGAACAGAGGAGGAUUAGAUUAGAGGAGGGGCAGGAAAGUAGUUACCAGCAAAAUGACGUCCGAUUUGCAGAUGCCUCCGGGUUUUAGAUUCCACCCGACAGAUGACGAGCUGGUAAUGCACUACCUCUGCAGGAAAUGCGCAUCUCAGCCUAUCUCUGUUCCUAUAAUUGCAGAGAUCGAUCUCUACAAAUACGAUCCAUGGCAGCUUCCUGGCAUGGCUCUUUAUGGAGAAAAGGAGUGGUAUUUCUUCUCUCCAAGGGACCGUAAGUACCCGAACGGGUCCAGACCGAACCGAGCGGCUGGAACCGGGUACUGGAAGGCUACAGGUGCUGAUAAGCCAAUCGGGCACCCGAAGCCCGUUGGGAUAAAGAAGGCAUUGGUAUUUUAUGCUGGAAAGGCACCCAAGGGAGAGAAAACGAAUUGGAUCAUGCACGAGUAUAGGCUGGCCGACGUCGAUCGAACGGCUAGGAAGAAGAACAGCUUAAGGCUGGACGAUUGGGUGCUAUGUAGAAUCUACAACAAAAAGGGUGCUUUGGAGAAUAAGCAUCCAAUCACGGGUAAAAAGUCCAAGAGCAACUACUCGGGUACAGAAGCCCAAGAGCAGAAACCCGAAAUUCAGACCCGCGGGCAGCCACAACCGGUAACGCCGAUGAUGACCGAUUUCGCCUGUUUCGACUCGUCCGACUCCAUACCUCGUCUGCAUACCACGGACUCCAGCUGCUCGGAGCACGUGCUCUCCUCCGAGUUCACGUGCGAACGGGAGGUGCAGAGCGAGCCCAGGUGGAAGAGAGAAUGGGAAAGGCCCCUCGACAUUCCCAUUAAUAACAUGGAUGCCAUCGCCGGCAGUGCCAGAAAUGACUUGAAUCCUUUCUCCCAAUUCGAUACCGUACAGCUUUCCCCUGUUUUCGUGGACCCUUAUCCGGACAUGUUCAUGUACCUGCAGAAGCCGUUCUGAAGGUGGGACCUACAUAUUUUCCUGGGUCCCACAGAUUCUUUCUCGCACAUGUGCGAGCAAUGAUAGCCGUUUGUUAUGUUGGUCAAUGCAAUGUAAGUGGACCCGCGCAGUAGAACGGGCUAAAGUCCGUGCGUGCGCGCGAGCUGUGUUGGAACGUUAGGUAUUCGUUUGUAUCUUAUCUAUUCAUGGAGCUGCCAAUCGGGUGAUCCAACGGCUGAGAUCAUUUGUAGUCCAGUGGGAAGUGGUGUACAUGCGCAUGUUAGAUUUUCCUCGUGCCACUACUCAUGUAUAGAUGAGUACAUGCAUGUACAUACGUAGUCUUUAGGUCCUCAGUAUCUUCUUAUUUAUACAAUUGUAACAAUGUCAGUCCCUGGUACGGAAGUAUUUCUGGCCGUCAGAUGGGGGCACAAUAUGGACUGCGAUUGAUUUAUCUUUA
Magnolia sinica is the source of this 1421-nucleotide messenger RNA. RefSeq names its product NAC domain-containing protein 2-like. Lineage: Eukaryota; Viridiplantae; Streptophyta; Magnoliopsida; Magnoliales; Magnoliaceae. Gene Ontology annotation, molecular function: DNA binding. The record is from RefSeq and is a predicted model, not a curated record. The transcript is spliced from 3 exons. Gene Ontology annotation, biological process: regulation of DNA-templated transcription. The coding region runs from base 83 to 985 and encodes 300 amino acids.